This is a messenger RNA of Sciurus carolinensis (gray squirrel), 6200 nucleotides long. It is a transcript of the gene Mtus1, whose product is annotated as microtubule associated scaffold protein 1. The coding region runs from base 289 to 4092 and encodes 1267 amino acids. The record is from RefSeq and is a predicted model, not a curated record. The transcript has 15 exons. Gene Ontology annotation, cellular component: nucleus; cytoplasm. Gene Ontology annotation, molecular function: microtubule binding. Lineage: Eukaryota; Metazoa; Chordata; Mammalia; Rodentia; Sciuridae.
GUGCGCACUCGGUCCGGCAGUCCUCCCAGGGUGGGCCUGGAGCGCCCCCGCCCAGAGUGCAUAGGACGCCCAGGCUCCGAGCGCUCUCUCGGCUGCGGCUCCCCCCAGGGCUCGGUGUUGGCUCCGAGGCGCUGCGGGGAGCAACAAAUCAUUUCAACUCUGAAACAUCUUAGACUAAAAAACUUCCCACAGUGCUGAAAAGUUAGGAGACUGGCAAAUAUUUCCUUUCCUCUCAUUUGAGAGGAAUUGAAGAAAUAAAAUGGAAGAGGUUUAAAGUCAAUAUCCAGAAUGAAUGAUGAUAAUUUACAUGAUAAAACAGAAGAUGAAUUGCAUUCCUUAUUUAUCAGUGAUAAAAAUGGAAAUAGGUGUGCAUACAACCAAAAAUCACCAUAUACCCAAAACUCUUCAACCAGUCAUGUGAAUUGGAAUUCUGCCAAUCCAGAGGAUAUGGUGGUCGAUUAUGAAAUGGACCCUUCUGUGGACAGUGAUGAAAGUAUUUUUUCAAACUACCAAUGUUUUGAAAUACUUGAUCACCAAAAGUCAAGUGAUUUCAUUAGUAAGCGGGUGUUAGAAACACAUGAAGAUCCCACAUGUAAGUCUUCUGCACUUAUAAAUACAGAGAAGCCCAAAUACCAGCACAGUGAUUGUCAUUCUCUAGAAGCAGUUCAGGACCAGAGAAUCAAGCAAUCUCUGCCUUUUCCGUGUAAGCCUAAUGAUGAUUUGAACUGUACAGACUACUCUGCUGCCUCGGAGCUAAACCAAACCUUUGACGUACAAGUGAAUAAAGUCAACUGCACUUUUAUAACACACCAUGUCAGUGAAAAGAGUCAGUUUUUGCACACCACUGGAAGUCCACAACCAACCUGUGUGAGAAGUGGAAAUACAUCUCCUGUAUCCUGUUCUACUUGGACAUCAUCCCAUGUUGAUAAGAUGCAUGUGAGAGAAAUUAGUUAUAAUAGAAAGAGCUUUGAAAACCCUCAAGCCACACCAUCAGAGGCCCCCAAUACAGCAUUUUCUGAUGUGCUAAUGCAAACAGAUGUUGUUCCAGAUAUUGGAAAUCAGUGUCAAUAUUCUUCAGGAAAGGUCACCAGUGAAUACACAGAUGGGUCACAGCAAAGACUAAUUGGAGAAAAAGAGAUACAAGCACUAACACCAGUUUUUGAUGUCAAAGAAGUCCCCAGUGGAUCUGUAUUACAGGAGUUCUAUUGUUUCUCUAAACAUGAACCAAAUAGUGAGACACAUUCACAAAGCUCAUAUGGUGAAAAGGAAAUGGGCCAAAAUCUAAGAGAAACAGUGUCUGAUUGUCUUAUUGAUGCUGAAUGCCCUUUACUGGUGCCAGCUUUUGAUAAAAAUAAAGCCCAAGUGCUGAACUCAGAGCAUAACUUCACAGUGACUGAUGAUCGACAAAUUGCUUCCAGUGAUAAGGAUUUGGGAACCCAAAAGAGUGGUGUAGAACUGAUAUUAAAUAGCUCACCAAGACAAAAGAUGGUUUCACCAUUUGAACUGACUUGGGAUGCAAGUGAUAUGGUCAUUAGCACAAAUAACACAGUUUGCAUGUCAACACCAGUUCUAGAACCCACAAAUGCAAGCUUUACUAUUUCACCUGUUGAAGCAACAGAGAAAUAUAAUACAAUGGAGAAGAGUCAUCGAGACCUUAAAAAUUUGCCAAACUCCAAGGGGAUACCUACGAACAUGUCUAAGCCUAGUGUAGGAAAAUUAGCCACCAAAACAAAUAUCCCUAUAGGUAGCAAGGUUAGAAAAACUGAAAUAAUAAGUUACCCAAGACCAAAUUUCAAGAAUGUCAAAGCAAAAGUUAUGUCUAGACCUGUGUUGCAGUCCAAAGACCCUGUGUUACCAAAGGUCACACCCAAGCCUCAGUUGACUAGUGUCUCAUCACCCUCAACAGUAUCUUCCACAAGACAGUUGACAGUUUUGAGCAAAACACCACGAUCUGACUUGAACGCAGACACAAAAGCAGAAAUCCUAAUUAACAAGACGCACAAGCAGCAGUUUAAUAAACUCAUUACUGGCCAGGCUGUGCAUGUUACAACUCAUUCUAAAAAUGCUUCACACAGGGUUCCAAGAACAACAUCUGCCAUGAAAUCGAAUCAGGAAGAUGUUGACAAAGCAAGUUCUUGUAAUUCAGCAUAUGAGACCAGGUCUGUAGCUGCGCUUUUUCAGAAGAUCAAAGGCAUACUCCCUGUUAAAAUGGAAAGUGCUGAAUGUUUGACAUAUGUUCCCAACAUCGAUGGGAUUAGCCCUGAAAAGAAGGGUGAAAAAGAAAAUGGGACACCUGUGGAAAAACAAGAACUGAAAAAGGAAGUUAUGAACCAGACUUUUGAAUAUGGUUCCCUGCUUUUGGGUUCUGCUUCAAAAACUACCACCACCUCAGGGAGGAACAUAUCCAAGCCUGACUCCUGCUGUUUGAGGAAAACACCCACUCCAAAAGGCAAAGUGGGGCCUGCUGUUUCCUGUUUGAGGCGGAACAGUGACACUCGGAGCCUCAGUUCUGAUCGAGCCUUAUCUCCUCAGAGGAUCAGGCGUGUGUCCAGCUCUGGAAAACCUGCGGGCUUGAAAUCUGCACAGCCAUCUUGGGUGAACUUGCCUAGACCACUUCCCAAAUCCAAGGCAUCUGUGAAAAGUUCUGUGCUGCGGAGGACGGGAAGCAGCCGGUCCAUUGCCAGCACCCACAGUGAUCUGAGCACCUACAGCACCAAUUCCGGUAAUGCUGCUGCCAUCAAGUAUGAGGAGAAACCUCCAAAACCAGCGUUUCAGAAUGGCUCAGGAUCCUUAUAUUUGAAGCCACUGGUACCCAGAGGUCACGUGCACUUGAUAAAAACUCCUCCAAAAGGUCCUUCAAGGAAAAACCUAUUUACAGCUUUUAAUGCAGUUGAAAAGGGCAGACAAAAGACUCCCCGGAGUUCCUGCAUCCAGACACAGACAUCUCCAGAUGUGCUGUCCUCCGAAAAGACUCUUGAAUUGGCCCAAUAUAAAACAAAAUGUGAAAACCAGAGUGGAUUUAUCCUGCAGCUCAAGCAGCUUCUUUCCUGUGGAAACGUCAAGUUUGAAGCAUUGACAGUUGUCAUCCAGCACCUCCUGUCUGAGCGGGAGGAAGCACUGAAACAACACAAAACCCUAUCUCAAGAACUCGUUAACCUCCGGGGAGAGCUAGUUGCUGCUUCAACAACCUGCGAGAAAUUAGAAAAAGCCAGGAAUGAGUUACAAACGGCCUACGAAGGAUUUGUCCAGAAGCUCACCCAGCAGCACCAGACCGACCGGGCAGAACUGGAGAAUCAGCUCAAGGAGUUCUAUACCGGAGAGUGUGAGAAGCUCCAGAACAUCUACAUCGAAGAGGCAGAGAAGUAUAAAACCCAGUUGCAAGAGCAGUUUGACAACUUAAAUGCUGCCCAUGAAACCGCGAAGCUGGAGAUUGAAGCUAGCCACUCGGAGAAAGUGGAAUUGCUGAAGAAGGCCUAUGAAAACUCCCUUUCAGAAAUCAAGAAGAGCCAUGAAAUGGAAAAGAAAUCGCUGGAGGAUUUACUUUGUGAGAAGCAGGAAUCGCUAGAGAAACAGAUCAAUGAUCUGAAGAGUGAAAAUGAUGCUUUAAAUGAAAAGUUGAGAUCAGAAGAGCAAAAAAGGAUGUCCAGGGAGAAGGCAAAUUUAAAAAACCCUCAGAUCAUGUAUCUGGAGCAAGAACUAGAAAGCCUGAAAGCUGUGUUGGAGAUCAAGAAUGAGAAACUGCAUCAACAGGACAUUAAGUUAAUGAAAAUGGAGAAACUGGUGGACAACAACACAGCCUUGGUUGACAAACUGAAGCGAUUCCAGCAGGAGAAUGAGGAAUUAAAAGCUCGGAUGGACAAGCACAUGGCAAUUUCAAGGCAACUCUCCACUGAGCAGGCCGUGCUGCAGGAGUCGCUGGAGAAGGAGUCGAAAGUCAACAAGCGCCUCUCCAUGGAGAACGAGGAGCUUCUGUGGAAGCUGCACAACGGGGACUUGUGCAGCCCCAAGAGAUCCCCCACAUCUUCAGCUAUCCCUUUUCAGUCACCAAGGAAUUCUGGCUCCUUCCCCAGCCCCAGCGUUUCGCCCAGAUGACGCUUUCUGCAAGCCAAGAGACUCUCUGAAGGCACCUGGGUGCAAGUUUGCAGGACAGACCCCAAUAAUGACUGUGGGAGCAAAAGCUACAUUAGCUUAUGUGGAGUCACUGCAGAAUAACUGGAAAGCACCCGCCACCAGAGUUGGCUAGUUAAGAGAUGGGGACUCUGGAGGGGAACACUUUUGACUCGGUGCAGAAGACUCCUCCAAAAAAGAAUGCGGGAUUGACGUGGACAUUGUUGCACAGAGCACUUAAGGAACGAGAGAAUCUUGUUCAUUGCCUUUUUCACUUAAGCAUAAGGGGAAAAACUCAGGGGCCUACUAGAUAAAGAUUUAUAACCUUUAUAAUGUUCUUCACCACAGACACCUUCUUGUGAUUUUUUUUUUUUUUUUUUUUAAUUUUGGUCUGACUGUGGGUAGGGGGUGUGAAUGAAAUGGAUGUAACAGUGUCCUGUGUUUGUGGCAGCCUUGUUUGCUGCACAUGAAAAGUCAAAAGCUGAUUAUAGCUGGGUAUGGACUACUGAAAUCAUAGUGUACAUGUUUCAACAAAAGCCAUAAAAGAAAAAGCAAUAGUUGCUUGAUUAGGGUGAUCUACUACCAACUGUGCUCAGCUCUGUGACGUGGCGGGGAGAGGCUGUGACUGGGAAGGCUUUGACUUGUUGAUGUCUGUAUAUUCUAUCUAUCAUUUUUGAAGUAACCUGUUGGCAGUUUUUCAAUGUUCAGCCCUGUCAGUUGAAACUUGGCUAGAUUUUCCUGUAGAUUUUUGGCUUACUCAAGACAGUCACUACACUAUGAUCCAUUUCUCAGGCUAUGAGCAAAUGUAGAACCCUAAUUUUUCUAAGAAAAAAAAAAAAAACUGUAUAAAAAAGGGCAGUACCAGUGGAGUGUUCUGCCUUAUUUUUACCUUGAUCUAAGUUCUCCUUAUAGAUUUAAGCUGUUGUCUUCUCUCCCAGUAUCCUCAUUUCCACCCUUUUCCUUUUUCCACCAUCCAGAGUCACAAAAGUAAACCUUCUACCUCCUACCUGCUUUUCUCUGGGACAAGGAUAGAGGAAUAUACUUUUCCAGAGCCAGCUCUUCUUCAAGGUGCUGAACCUAUUUUCCAAAUAAACCAAGGCCUGGAUCUGAUAUUACAAAUUUUGGGAAACCUUUGAGAAAAUAAAUAAUAGAGAAUGUUAUUGGCUAGAACUAAGAUAGUGUUCAGCAGUCUGUGAACACAGCACUUUGAUUAAGCCAGUGAUGCAGGUUUGCUAGAACCAAACAGUCUGGGAUGAUAAUGCUAUUUGGGGGAUACUUCUGUUGUCUUUGGAAAGGUGCAGAACGGCCAGCCGAUGAAUAGAAAAUGUGGCUCCUCCAAGUUGCGUUUGCAUUUCUCUUAAAAAAAAUUCACUCAUUGCUUCCCCCAGUUCUAGGACUUUGGAGAAGGUGGAAGGACAACUGGGGCUUUUUCCCUUCUCCCUGCAUGUGUCAACAUUGUGAUGUCAGUAUUUACUAAUCUGCAUUUGAUAGCUGUGCAAAUAACCCCAGUAGUAAGAACAGUCUCAGGAUACUAGAGGUGGAUAUUUGAGUCAUCACCUUACCUCUACACUACAUAGCAAAUUGAUACUCAUGAUGCAUGUUUUUUUAGUAGUGAUUGUGUUUGAAGUUUUUAAUCUGCAAUAGUUUGUUAUGUAUGUAACCUUCCAUGUUUGCUUCUGAUGAAUGGGAACACAGGUUCACUGCCACCUCCUGGAAUCUGUGCUCACGCUUCCAAGUUGUUCUCAAUGACAUUAGCCAAAGUUGGGUUUGCCAUUCACCCCCUACGCAUGGUUAAUCUUGUGCUAUUCCCUGCUGUCCUCCAUACCAUUUAGGUGUCUGGGAAAUAAAUCAUAUAGCAAUUAGUAUAAAAUGUCUUCAGAGGAUGGGAGACAACAAGAGAGAAGAUAGGAAACAAAAUAGAGAACUUUUAAGAUUUCUUUUUCCCAAACCAAAUGUUUCAUGUAGGAUGCAAAAUGUUGGCACAUUCUAAAAAUAUGGAUGUGUAAACAACCGUGGUUGUGCUCAGUUUGUAGUGAUGGAAAGUGUAUUUUACUCUGAUCAAAUAAAUAAUGCUGGAAUAUUCAAUAUAAGAA